AAGUGAACAACUUCAAUUCCAAUUCCAAAGUGAAGAACCAAAGAAAUGCAAUAAAUUUUCUAUUUCAAAUUCUUAAACCAUACAUAGAAUUUGUCAUGGAAAACAUCCCAAAACUACAACUGGAACGUACACUUUCAAUUCCAACAUGCUUUCCACAGAGAAACUCAGUACCAAGCACUACAGCAACAUCAGACGGAAUUUCUUUGAGAAACAGCAGCAAUAAUACAAGAAGUUCUAGUCCACAACAUGCUGUUGCAAUUCAAUUUAAUCACGGAAUCGGUCAAGCUGAAGCCACAGUACUUCCUUCUCCCAUUCAAAAUGAAUCUGUCUCUAGGCCUAUUGCUCCUGCUCCUCAGACGCUUCCCACUUCCUUUCUUAGGCCCAGGACUAAACCAAUAAACCUUACCAUGUAUGCGCCACUCUGCCAAGCAGCAUUAGGCGGUAGUUGGGAAAAGGCUAGAAAAAUUUUCAGUCUGCAUCCUGGUGCAACAUCAGCCAGGAUCACAAAAGGGUGGGAAACUGCUCUUCACAUUGCAGCUGGGGCUAACAAGGUUCAGUUUGUCGAAGAACUGGUUAAACUUAUGAGUCCACUGGAACUGGCACUGCAAAACAAAUACGAAAAUACUGCACUUUGCUUUGCUGCUGCAUCGGGACUAACAAGGAUCGCAAAAGUUAUGGUAAUGAAAAAUCGAUUCUUGCCAAUGGUGAGGGGCAGCAAGGGAGUCACACCACUGCACAUGGCUGCUCUACUAGGCCACAGAGAGAUGGUGUGGUAUCUUUAUUCAGUGACAGAUCAUCAGUAUCUAAGCAAAGAGGACUAUAUUAACUUACUCAUUGCUACUAUAAACUCCAAUUUAUUUGAUGUUGCUUUACAUAUACUUCAGCAGAUGCCUGAAUUAGGCAUUGAACGAGAUCAAAAUGAAGACACGAUACUCCAUGUCUUAGCACGAAAGCCCUUGGCAUUUUCUGACAAAAUUGGAUUUGGAAUCUGGCAAAGACUUGUUUAUGCAUAUGUAUCUGUUCAUUUGCAGAAUAGAUCAAGCAACAUGUCCAGCAGCUCAACGGAAAAAAACAAUACCAAGGCAUACCUGAUCAUCACAAGGGUAAUUCAGCAUCUACUAAAAACAAUCGGAGUCAGAAAAGUUCUCGAGACAAAAUUAAUGCACUUACAAGCCCUUGAAUUGGUAAAAUGUUCAUGGAAAGUUCUCUUGUUGAAUGAUUCACAAAUUGGGAACUUACUUAGAAGUCCUUCGCGGCCAUUGUUUGUAGCAGCAGAGUUGGGAAAUUUGGAGUUCAUAGUAGAGCUUAUUCAGUCUUAUCCAGAUAUCAUCUGGAAGGUUGAUGAGGAAAGCCGGAGCAUCUUUCACAUUGCUGUCAUUCAUCGACAAGAAAAGAUCUACAAACUAAUCUACAAUAUAGGAUCACACAAAGAUAUAAUUAUGUCCUACAAAAGCACAAAUAAUGAGAACAUUUUACACUUGGCUGCAAAGUUAGCUCCUACAAAUCGACUUGGUAUUGUAUCAGGUGCAGCACUCCAGAUGCAACGAGAGUUAUUGUGGUUUAAGGAAGUUGAAACAAUUGUUCAAGCCUCAUAUAAGGAGAUGAGAGACUCAAGGGGUCGAACACCAGGAAUGCUGUUCACCGAGGAGCACAAGGAAUUGGUCAAAGAGGGAGAGAAGUGGAUGAAGGAAACUGCAUCAUCUUGCAUGCUUGUUGCUGCACUAAUUACAACAGUAAUGUUUGCAGCAAUCUUUACUGUGCCAGGAGGGAACAAUAACGAUACAGGCACCGCUAUUUUUCUUAAAGAGAAAGCAUUCAUUAUUUUCUCUAUGAUGGAUGCACUGGCAUUGUUUUCUUCAGUAAUCUCUAUAUUGAUGUUUUUGUCCAUCCUCACUUCACGCUAUGCCGAAGAAGACUUCCUAUGUACUUUACCAAAAAGGUUGAUCAUCGGCUUCAUCACGCUCUUUGUUGCUAUAGCAGCAAUGUUGGUAGCAUUUUGUUCAAGCUUUUUCAUUGUGCUUGGACAUCAAAUGACCUGGAUUAUCAUUCCAGUGGCAGCACUUGCUAGCAUUCCUAUAACUUUAUUCGCAUUUCUGCAAUUUCCUCUCUUGGCUGAUAUGAUCACAUCUUCCUAUGGUUCAGGAAUAUUCACUUUUACAAGUAAGGAUACAAUUUAUUGAUUUUUUAUAAGUGCGAUGUUCAUCUUCUUGAUGCAAA
Molecule: messenger RNA, 2217 nt
Organism: Solanum verrucosum
Lineage: Eukaryota; Viridiplantae; Streptophyta; Magnoliopsida; Solanales; Solanaceae
Product: ankyrin repeat-containing protein ITN1-like
Exons: 7
Coding region: 96-2180 (694 amino acids)
Molecular function (GO): protein binding
Source: RefSeq, a predicted model, not a curated record